AUGGGCGUCACGUCGGGCAGUGAAGGUGGCAAAAAGAAGUCCCUGAAAGAGACCAAGAAGCAGGUCAAGGACAUGGAUGAGAAAGAUGAGGCUUUCAAGAAGAAACAGAAAAAGGAGCAGAAGAAACUUGAGGAUAUAAAAUCCAAGGCCGUGGGGAAGGGUCCCCUGGCCUUAGGUGAAAUUAAGAAAUCUGGCCCAAAGUAA
Messenger RNA from Meriones unguiculatus (Mongolian gerbil), 204 nucleotides. RefSeq names its product translation machinery-associated protein 7-like. Bases 1 to 204 code for a protein of 67 amino acids. The transcript is spliced from 2 exons. The record is from RefSeq and is a predicted model, not a curated record. Lineage: Eukaryota; Metazoa; Chordata; Mammalia; Rodentia; Muridae.